This is a messenger RNA of Silurus meridionalis, 1581 nucleotides long. It is a transcript of the gene aqp9a, whose product is annotated as aquaporin 9a. NCBI's taxonomy places the organism in Eukaryota, Metazoa, Chordata, Actinopteri, Siluriformes, Siluridae. Gene Ontology annotation, biological process: water transport; glycerol transmembrane transport. Gene Ontology annotation, molecular function: water channel activity; urea transmembrane transporter activity; glycerol channel activity. Gene Ontology annotation, cellular component: basolateral plasma membrane; plasma membrane. The record is from RefSeq and is a predicted model, not a curated record.
GGACUAAGCAGUAUGCUGUACGGGGGGGUUAAUAAACCUCAGCAUAGAUUUGGUCAGAGUGUGUUUGAUUAGACCUCAGAGCAGUGUGUAAGUGACCACAAGAGAACCAUGAAGCAUCACUGCACUCUUAAACAUGACAUUUUUAAAGAGUUCCUGGCGGAGUUUCUUGGGACAUUUGUGUUGGUGUUGUUUGGCUGUGGCUCUGUAGCUCAGACAGUCCUAAGCAGGAAUACAAUGGGUGAACCGCUCACUAUCCACCUUGGCUUCACCACCGGACUCAUGAUGGGUGUCUAUAUUGCUGGUGGGGUUUCAGGAGGACAUCUAAACCCAGCAGUUUCCCUGGCCAUGGUCAUACUGGGUAAACUAAUCUGGAAGUUUCCAAUUUAUGUCAUUGCACAGCUACUGGGAGCCUUUGCUGGAGCUGCUGGAGUGUUUGGACUGUAUUAUGAUGCAUUUAUGGAAUUUACCAGUGGAAUUCUGUCAGUAACAGGAAUUAAUGCCACAGGACACAUUUUUGCUUCUUACCCUGGACGACAUCUCACAAUACUUGGAGGGUUUGUGGAUCAGGUGAUUGGAACAGGCGUGCUGGUGCUGUGUAUUCUGGCUAUAACUGAUAAAAGGAAUAUUGGCGCUCCUAAAGGAGUAGAGCCUCUGGCCAUUGGUCUGAUUAUCCUGGGUAUCAGUAUAUCCAUGGGCAUGAACUGUGGAUACCCAUUGAACCCUGCCAGAGACCUUGGUCCCCGACUCUUCACUGCUAUGGCUGGUUGGGGCAUGGAGGUGUUCAGCACUGCAGAUCACUGGUGGUGGAUCCCAGUGUUCGGGCCUUUGAUAGGAGGCAUCACGGGUGCUGUAGUGUACUUCCUCCUGAUCGAGCUGCACCACUCUGACCCCUCAGAGAAAGCACAGCAAAAGCCUGAGGAAGAAGAGGAUGAAGAAGAGGAUGAGGACAGUAGCCUGAGGGACAAAUAUGAAAUGAUAACUAUGGGCUAAGCAGAUAAUUUCUGACUAUGAAGCAAAUAAAAAUGAUUACAAAUUAAGGAAAAAGUUGGCUCUUGACUCUCACUUUAGCUCCCAGACUUUCAUUUGUUUGUUGUCAGGAAGCAAGUUGAGACCGGGAUUAGAGUGAGAAGCCAUCUAUUUAACGGCUUAUAUCUUUGUACUACCUUACAGGAAAGUGUCUAUUUUGGGAAUCUAUUUGAUAUGAGCAUUUAUUCAGAAAAUCCAUUGCAGUAAUAUAUCUUUCCCAAGGAAAAUGAAAGCCAAAGAUGCUAAAAAAAUUUCCAGCUAAAAAUGUAGGAGAGAUAAGGUCACUGUAAAGAAACUGUACUUGUUAUUUCUAAAUUUGUAUAGGUUAUGCAUUUUUUUAUGUUUUGAAUAUACAAUAGAUUGCAGUAAUGUUAGCCAUUAAAAGUGAAUACAAUAUUAAAAGUAUAUCUAAUUUGUAUAGUAUAAUUUGAUUGUACUCAAAAUCCUAUGUAGUGACAAGCAUAAUUGGUCAUUGUGAUCCCUGUUUCUAUUUCUUCCUCCACAGUUCUUAAUUAUCUUUGUAAUUGAUAGAAAUUUUGUAAUAAAGCUCCUUGU